AUGCAACUCAUCUCACUCCUCACUAUCCUCGCUGUUCUGGUCCCAACCUUUUCUCUCCCUCUGAACGAGCCUAGAAUAAUCGAUGACCAAGAUGGUGGAGUCCGAACAGUCCGAGACUUCCCUGAACCCACACCUACAUCCGAUGGUCAAGCAGCCAACAUCGAAGCUACACCGUUGUUCAGUCCAACUUAUACCAAACCGAGAUACUAUUGGCCACUCACAACACUUCGAAUCCCCAUAUUGGUAGAUAUCGGACGAGUUAUACCUACCAUUCCACCUAAACCGGAAUGGCCUGUACCUGAUCCUGGACCUAGACCGGAGUUCGAAAUCGGGGAGAAUGGAAUCGUCAUUGGAUCUUAG
Molecule: messenger RNA, 360 nt
Organism: Kwoniella botswanensis
Lineage: Eukaryota; Fungi; Basidiomycota; Tremellomycetes; Tremellales; Cryptococcaceae
Exons: 1
Coding region: 1-360 (119 amino acids)
Source: RefSeq, a predicted model, not a curated record